AUGCCCCGACGGGACUCUGGCGAAUCAGACCUGAAAGGCACUGAUAAGACACGCAAGCAGCGAUGCAAGUCUGCUUCGGAGAAUGUCAAAAGCUUUGAGACAUGGGCGACGUACCAAGGUUGCGAAGAAGUGGCAUUUGACGACAUUCCAAAGGCCUUUAAGGCUGAGGUGAAGGAUGUCUUUGAUGUCAAUGCUCAGCUUCCUCGGGAAUGGCUGGACAAGGCAAUUGGUAAAGCAACCCCGGAGUUGUUUUCUCCGAGAGUGAGGGCGGCAGACUGCAAGGAAUUGCUCAGCGAUCUGCAGAACGUCUUCAGUGCAUGGACGCGUAUCAAGAAGAUGCGAGAGUCGAGCAGGAUAUGGUCCGAAGCUGACUAUGUUGCAAAUGUUGCCCAAUGCGCAAUUUCGCUUCCCCAGCCUCUCCCCCAUUUAACGAUCACGACCCAAUCCGUGCGGGUGCUCAAUGCAAAGACAGCAUCCCCGGAUUGUGCGCUCUUCAUCCCGGCACGCCUGAUCCAGCAUCUAUCGCAUGACGCACGCUCAGCGUACAAGGUCCUCAAGGCACAUGGCUCCAUGGCGAGCUCGGGCAGUGUGGGAGGCGAGUCCUCCUUCCGCUUUCAGAGCACCCCGUGCACGAAGCUGCCGGAGAAUCCGUCUUUCGAGUUCGCAAGCACAUUCUGGGAAGACAAGAAGCCGGAUGGCGACGACCUCUGCUGUGAGGCAAUUGCAUGCGCUACAUGUAAAUACACCUAUCUUCGGCCUGGUCUGGGCACAGGGGACAGUAAGAGCCCAUGUCGAUUGGUGGACAGUUAA
This is a messenger RNA of Postia placenta MAD-698-R-SB12, 810 nucleotides long. RefSeq lists its product as hypothetical. The transcript is spliced from 5 exons. The coding region runs from base 1 to 810 and encodes 269 amino acids. NCBI's taxonomy places the organism in Eukaryota, Fungi, Basidiomycota, Agaricomycetes, Polyporales, Adustoporiaceae. The record is from RefSeq and is a predicted model, not a curated record.